This is a messenger RNA of Corvus hawaiiensis (hawaiian crow), 8630 nucleotides long. RefSeq names its product coiled-coil domain containing 187 (gene CCDC187). The transcript has 29 exons. Gene Ontology annotation, molecular function: microtubule binding. Gene Ontology annotation, biological process: microtubule anchoring. Bases 473 to 7882 code for a protein of 2469 amino acids. NCBI's taxonomy places the organism in Eukaryota, Metazoa, Chordata, Aves, Passeriformes, Corvidae. The record is from RefSeq and is a predicted model, not a curated record. Gene Ontology annotation, cellular component: centrosome.
CACAAACAAAGGUGUGGCGAUGGCUGAGCCCUGGAGGGGCUGGUGGGACUCCUCCGGUCCUCCCACUCCUCCCAGGACUCAUGGGCAGGGCAGGGACUGGCUCUUCUGCAUUCCCAGCUGGUAGCAGGGAGCCUGUGGAUGGCUCAGCCAGGGAAGGAGCAGCACAUGGGAUGUUCAGUGCUGGGAUCGGUCUCACACCUCCCUUUGGAAGUGCCUUGGGGAUUUGCCACUCUUGAAAGGCUGCAGAUCAUCUCCGAAGGGCUUUUGCACAGCUCCUAAGUGGAGAUUCUGUUCCAUGCAUGGCUGAGGCUUCAAAAGCUCCCAGGCAGCUCUGCAAAGCGCACUGACCCACGGCAGGACAUUUACCAGCUCUGUCAUAUCCGUGUCUCUCCUAAGACUCUGUCACGAGGCUGAGAAAUUAAUAAUAGCAGACAUGGAGACCGAGUAAGCAGAGCUGGAGCAGAGCCGAAAGAUGGAGAACAGCUUUGCCUCUGGAGAAUUGGAUCCUCUAACUGCUGUGGCCUUGGCUUGGAAGAGUCUCCAGGAAGCCAAAGCAGUGCUACAAAGGAUUGAAAACAAAUUUUAUCAUCAAACGUGGAGCUGUGCCAAAUCACAGGCAGCCAGAAGAAAGCUUUGGCACGAAAAGAGCUUUGAUGGCGAGAGGAACAAAGACAAAACAGCUUUGAGUGAGAAAAAGAGCAGUGAGAUUGCUCCAGCCCACAGAGGGGGAAGCUGUGCUGUUCUCUUCCCUGCUCGCUCACAGACCUGUUUGCCCGAGAGCCCUGCUGUGACCUCUGGCCCGUCCAGAAUGACCCCUCUGGCCCCCAGAGCAGCCUCAGGACCUUGCAGCCCUGCCAGGAAUUGGGCUGUGGAUGGCGAAGGCUCAGCUGGAACAUGGGUCCCUGCAAAGAGCCUGGACAGCCCAAGAAGGGACAAUUUCCUUCAGCAGGGAGAUUCAAGAGGAUUCCCAGUCCAGAAGGAAAAAUGUCCCUGCUCCCUGCAUCGCCCACUUCUCUCCUGUGCAGGGAGCAGCUCCUUCUCUGUCCUGUGUGGCAGCAGCACUCCCAUGCCCACGGCUCUCCUGCUUCCCACAUCCCACCUUUCGGCAGCCAGCAAGGCCAGAGAUCAGAAGCAGGAAGAGCUGUGGAGAAAAUCACCCCAAAAUAAGUUAGAGCAACUCAAGAAGAGGAUCCAGGAGCAGAAGAGAAAGCAGCAAGCAGCAGCUCAAGAGCAGGAGCGCCUGAUUUUCGCUAAAGAGCCCCUGCCAAAGAGAGCCCUGAAAAGAAAGGUGUGCAGAGUGGCCUCUGCUCCUCCUGCUCCAGCUUACAGAGAACAAAGAGAGAGAAGCUCAGCACAGAGAAUCCAAACAGAACACCAGAGGCAGCUUUCAUCCACAUCCUGUGUUCUGGAGAAAGCAGUGGCAGGGAAAGGUGUGAAUCUACCUGGUGUUUCUGCAUGGAGAGAAGGUCAGAAGUUGGCUAGAAGGCUGCUGGGUCCACCCCCUCCAUUUCCACAUUUGAGGAGCAGACCUGGAGAGCAGAGCACAGCAAAGACCUUUGAACCUUUGGAAAGAGGUCGAGGACUUGGGGCAAUGCCAGCGAUGGAAAGCAGCUCCGGAGUAAAGGGAAAUGAACCUGUGGGGAAGAGCCCUGAAUUCCAAAGCUCUGUGGCUGCUCCCAGCAAGGCUGGAAGGGGCAGCAGUGCGCCAACAGGGGAUGCAAACCAAGCACUCAGAAACCUUCUCUUGCAAAGCCAGUCCUGUGAGGAACACAGACUUAUCAGGCUCCCCAGAGAUGCUGUGAAACAGCAAUCUCUAGGGAUCCAUUCUCCUGCACCAGGACUUUGGGGCAUUCCCUCUGCCUUCAGUGGGGAAGGGAUACAACCUUCAUUAGUGAAAGAUGGAGCCAAACCCAGCACCUCAGGAAGCUGCAGCAGAGGAAAAAGUGCAUCUCCUCAGAGACAGAAAGGGUCUGAGAAAGAAAACCUUAAGCAACCUUCAAAGAGGAGGGGAAACCUUAAAAAACCUCACCCCUACAGCCCUGAGAGCGUUCGGGAAUUUAUGUACCGAAAAAAGGCAGAAAGAAAGAAGAAACUCCUCGAAGAGAAAAAGUCUUUGGUGCAGGCUGCAGAGAUGAGGAAGAAGAGGUUACAAGAAGUGUACAGGAAGCAAAAAGAAACUGUUGGGAAGAAAACGUGUCCUGAUGAGAUGCACAAAUCCAUUGGGAAAACGGGUUCUGCCAAAGGAAAUCCUCAGUGUGAACUUGAGCCUGAGCAAACCAGUGGGGGAAUCCUGGAAACGAGUUUCAUGGCCUGGAUGGAUGAAACAUCCUCUCCUCUAUCACCUAAAGAUCACAGAGGCAGGAAUCAACUCCUAGAAACAGCUCAAUCACCUAAAAAAGGGGAGGCAUCAGGUCCUGCAGCAUCACUGGAAUCCCAGUGCUGGUUUCUCAGUCCUCUGAAAUGUGAAGACUUGAGGGACUGCUCUCCUCCAGCUCUGCAUUCACCUCCUCUGAGCUUUUCUGCUCCUCAGAAAGAUGCAAAACCUUCCUCCAAGGACUCAUCUUUUGGACUUUCUCCACACAGAAGCAAGCAGGAUCAAGUGAGAACCAUUCAUAGUCUGUCCAAGGAACUUGCAGAAAAGAUUGACAUGGCAAGGGAGAGGCUGAGUGCAGCAAGCUGGGUUAAAGGCUCUGCUGACAAACAAUCAACAGACACAACUCUGGACCUCUACAGUGAGCCUCCUUCUGCCCGAGAACCUGAGACUUCCAGGGAUGAGCAAGACAGGACAAUGACUGUACAAAUGCUUCUGGACACCACAGAUCCUGAUGUGCUACAUGAGGCAUCCCAUAGGGAAUGUCAUGGACUGGGCAGGAUUGGCCUGGUGGGCAGCACUGAGGGAGCAACAGCCGUGGACAGACAGAAGGAAAUGCCAACUCCUUUGCCUGGUGGGAAUGCUGAGAGGGAAGAAUUGCCCUGGAUCACUCAUAGUGCAGGACAGAGGCACCUCAGCUCUGCAGGAGACCUGAGGAACACAUUGCAAGGUUUCCCUGUGCAUAAGGGCUCCAAGGUGGACGUAAGUCUGUGGCAUGAAAAGCCAAUAACCAGCCCAGCCUCUCCAGCUCACAGAUUCCCCGCUAGAAGCCCGCAGGGAGAACUCACAGCACAGAGGGAUCACUAUGGAUGUGAGACUACUUUGAAAGUUCAGAACCAAGAGGAAAUGGCCAACCAGCCUCGUGGAGAGAACCUGAGGAUCUGGGACAGCCUGAGCUUCCAGCCCUCUGCCACUCUGAGCACUGACAGCUUUGAGCAGGACUUGGGUGAGGGAGACCUUGGCCACCCAGAGCUGGAAGAAAAACACAGGAGCCAUCUGGACAUUUUGAGGCAAACCUCCCUACUACUGGCUCACAAACUGAAGCUUCAUCAGCUCCAGCAGAAACAGCAGCUUAUGGUGCUGAAGGAGAAAGCAAAGCAAGAGGUUCAGGAAAGCCACAGGUUUUUGAGGGACCUGCUGCAGCACAAUUCAGAGGAGAUCAGGAAUUCCAGAGGCAGUGAUCCUUCUGUGACAAGAGUGUACCACGCAGAGCAGACACAGAGAGGACACUGGUUGGAAGGUGACCUUGCUGCUGCCAGUAAUCAAGAGAUGGGUUCACUGAGACACUCUGCAUUGAAGAUAGAAAGAGAGCACAGUCCAGUGGAUCCUAAAAUAGUGGGAGAAAGAAAACCUCGAGGAGGAGGUUCAUAUUGCUCAGUGCUUCAAGGAGAUCACAGGCAGUCACUGCACAGCCACCACGCCUUGAGUCUGUUGUCACCUCAGGUGAAUCUCUCCCACGGGGAGACCUGGGACUCUGGAGAGAGCAGUGGCCAGGCCAGCUCCAACAGCCAGUGGAGCGCAGCUGUUCCACACUUCGGAGGCUCCAGCACCUUCCAUGGUUCCAGCCUGGCUGUGGUGGAGCAGUGCCUGAGGGGAGAGGAGCUGCGGGCUCGGCACCAGGCAGUGCUCCUGCGGCUCCGGAGAAAGGCUCUGCGGGACAGGGCCAGGGCCGAGCUGGCCUGGCUGGGCCACCGGAGACGUGUUCUGGAAAACCUGCAGGAUAGUACUGGAGCCUCUGCUGUGGCAGCAAAGCAGCACAAAAUCCUGACGGAGCUGAAACGGGAGCAGGCAGAAAUCCAGAACCUGCAAAACAUCCACAAGGCAGCCCAUCGAGAAAGGAAGCUUUUGUUAAAGCAGCAGAGAGAAAUCUUAAUGAUGCAGCAUUCAACAGCACAACUCCAGGAAAAGCUGCACACUUUGGCUGGGAAGCAAGAGGCUACAAAGUCACAGUCAGGGAGUAAAGAGAGUUGGGUCCAGCUAAAGAAUAAGCAGAGCAAGAAAUAUGAGGGCUUUUCUACUGAGAGCAAGGAGUUACUGGUAGAACACCAGAAACAACUGGAGGAGUCCCCAGGUUUGGAGCAGUCCCUUAGGGCUCAGGAUAACAUUUUCUUACCUCUGGAACCUACAAAUUCAGCUGGAAUGGAACCUAUAGCCACACUCAUUACAGUAGAAGACAAAAAGGGUGCAUUUCUGGAACCUGUGCUGGAGGAAAAGGCACUUCUUUCAAACCCAAACACUGAUCCUAAAGAUAAUGAAGAUAUUAAUCCAUAUGGCAGCAAGUACCCAGUGAAAGGCCUGGGGAUCCUUCCUACUUGGUGUAACUUAUGCCUGGUUCAGGCAGAAAAUACUCUUGAAGGAAUAGUUAAAGAAGUGGAAGUGCUUGUCUCUUCUGAGAUCCAUCAGGUGGAUGCCAGUCAAUGUUUGAAGCAUUUGGACCGUAUUUCUCAUGAAGCUUCUGAUGAAGAACUAAAUUUAAAAGCAUUUUCUGAAAGAUUAACUUCCACUGAAUCAUCAUCCAAGUCAAACAACUUCUUUUUGAAAUGUGAAAGUGCCAAAUCAGGCUCUUCACCCCCAGCAUUUCAGAAAGUGUCUGCAGUCGACAUCUCAAACAGUUUCACUUCAGACCUGGUAUUAGAGCUGAAACAUGGAGAGGACACAGAUGUCAGUGUCCCAGAAGAGUUUGUCUGUGACAGUAGGGAUAUGUUUGCUAAUCUCUCAGAAGAUAUGCCAAUAGCAAUAAGCAAUGGAAAGGAGACAUCACCGAGUGACAAACACAAUGAGCAUGGGCUGCCUGAAGAUGACAGAACUGAGACUUCAUCCCUCUCUCAGAAAUACCCUGGAGAUGCAUUGGAUUGUGGCUGCACUGAUCACUUGCUUUCCUUCAUUCCAGCAGAUGAAGCAAAUGCCUCCAGAACUGAGUCAGCACAUUCCUCCCAGUCUGAAAACCCUUCUGCGGGAACGGCUGAGCCACAUCGGGGUGUCUCACAAAGCUGCAGCAGAAACAAACCCUGUUCUCAGGAGAUCCCAAAACUGAGGAAUGAUGCAGCUGCCAGCCCUUCAUGCACUGAUGCAACCUCCACUAGUGAUAAGGGUCUCCCUCCAACUGAUGAGGAUAUCUUGUCGGAAAUACUUUGUCCUCUGGAUGAAGUAUUGUCCUCUGGAAGUGCUGACUUGCCAUCCUCUAACAAAAAGGAUUUGUCAUUUCCAAGUGAAGAUCUUCCUCCUCCCCCUUUAGGUGCAGAUGCAAUGAAAAAUGGUGAUCCUGUCUCUGGCACGGAUGAUUUCCCAUCUCCACCGGAACAAAUGACAGGCUCAGAGUCUAGUCAGGGCCUGGAUGAAGAUUUAUCACUGAAAAUGGAUGCAUUACCCCCAUUACCUGAUAACAUUGUGCCUGAAGAAUUUCCCCUGCUCAGUAUAGACACAAGUGGUUCUUUUUCAACUCAGGAUGGUUGUCUCUCAGAACAAUCUACAUUUCCAGCCCUUUCCAGCUGUCUAUCAGAACAUCAGCAUGGAAAACAGGAGAUGCCUUUGCAGCAUUUGGAGUUUCUGCCUGUGUCAAAUACAGAUUCUUCUGGUGGCAGUAAAAGUCCUGAAUUCCCAAUGAAACAAUGCAAAACGUAUGUAAAGCUGCCCAGUGCUGAGGAGGACAGUGAUGACCCAUUAUCAUCAUUUGAAAUUGGGGACAGAGUGUUGGUAAAGCAGAGCCAGCCUGGAACUCUGAUGUUCAAAGGCCAGACUCAUUUUGGCAGUGGCCAUUGGGCUGGUGUUGCACUGGACAAAGCUGAAGGUGACAGUGCUGGAACUUAUGAAGGGGUGAAGUAUUUUGAGUGUGCUCAGCACUGUGGGGUCUUUGUCAGAUCUGAUGAGAUUUCACACCUGUUGGGGGCUAACAAAAAUAGUUCCAGUUAUAUGGGGGAUGAAGAAGACUCCGACUCCUUCUAUGAUGAUGAUAACUCCCUCAAAGGAGACUGCAAAUGUUCUGAAGAUGUUGAGCAGAGAAUGGAGUUUGCAGAGGAGAAAGCAGAAGACACAAACAGUGCAGGAGGUUCGGAAGUGAAAGAAAACCAAUCUAGGUUACACAGUGCCUUGCUGUCUGGAAAAAGGCAAAAGUUUCCCCAUUCCAACCAGUGUAACUGUAAUGAAUUCCUCUGUCAAAAUAACUUAAUGUGCUUGGGAUCAGAUAACGAAAAAACAGAACUGGCACAAAUAAAACAAAGGAUAUUUGCAGAUGCUCUUCCAAAGAAAAGCAAGACAGAUGAGGUAAACACAAGCAAAAAAAUUUGUUGCUUGGUAGAGGAUCAGAAAAGAAUUAAACUUGCUGAUGAUAUUGCAAGUGAACUCAGUAAAAAACUUCUGUUUGACAUUUUAAUUGCAUUUUCUGAAACAGCUCAACACAAAUAUAAAAGUGCCUUUGAAAAAGACAUGAUGAAUUGUAGCCAAGGCCUAAAGCGAGAAGACAAUCAGAAAGUGUUUCUCCUCAAAGAAAAUUUAGUUGCAGCUUUAUCUGAACCAUCGGCAAAGGUUUCUGAUGUUUCACUGGGUGAUUUUGAUACGCUUUGCAUUCAUGGUUGUCACACAGUAACAGACAGAAUUGUAACUAAAUUCAUAGACGAUGCAGUUAAAGAAUACAAGAAGAUUAAAAGAAAACACAGAUCAAAAGCAGACAAGGUACUUCAUUUAUCUCCAGAACUUUCUCCAACCACUAUGCCUCUCCUUUUAAAAAUCCUUGAUGCUGGUGUUUUUGGAAGCUCUGAAGAUUUUGAUCAGCCUAAUUCUGACCAAAAUGUGCUGGUGAGACAAACACAAAAGCAAUACUUGUACAAAUUAGACCAGUGGCACUCAGCUCCUUGGAAGAAAACUGUGGAAGUUCCUCUUGUGAUACCACAUAACAGUUCUUAUUUUAAGAAUUUGUCUGCAUAUGCUGUGGAAGAAUUAUGGACCCCAGAGAACAUAAAUUCAAAUUUCAGGAACAUCAAUGUGCCAAAGUACUUUGAAUAUAAUGAUCUCCCAGGGAAUGAUUUGGAAGUGGAAAGCAAGAGGAUGUAUAAUCAGGUUAUAUUUGAUUUGAGCCGUGAGUUGCUGCGUGCAGAAGUUCAAGUGACUGCAAAGACAAAUAUGUUCCCAUGGAUGAAAAAAAAUGUGGGAUCCCACUGUUCCAGAAGGCAUCUCUGCAAAAGGACAGAUGUUAGUGAUGUCAAGAUGUUUGUUCAGGGUGAAAUUAAUAAAAUAAUGAACUUGGAAAAGAAUGACUUAGAAAUGAAAAGAAAAUUCCUAAAUAUGACCAAGUAUGGAAACUGUAAGAGAGACAGAGUGGACCUUAUUCUGAUUCAGGAGCUCCACAAGGAAGAAUCUCAGUGGACUUCCUAUGGUGAUGAUGAAUUCACAGUGAAGAUGAGGAUGACUGAAGCCAUAUUUGAUAGCUUGAUCCUUGACACAAUCAGAGUUCUUAAUAAGAUUUAUCUGAAAAAAGCCUGUUUUAAAGGUGACUGUGCACCAUCUUUUUCCUUUUAAUAUACUGUGGAACUGGUUAAAAGGAGCCUGGAGAUGGCUUCAGAGAAGGUGGCACAUGGAAUGGCAGGACCUAGAGCCAGGCAUUCAGGUUAAGUACCUACAACUUUAUGUAAAUGAGACAAAAUACUGAUGUAAUGCACUUUAAACUGGAGGCUUUUCUAUCAGCACCUUCAGUUCCUGCCAAUUAGAUAUGUACCUGUAAUUGGGUUAUUUAUCAUGCAGUGCACGUGAGCCUGUUGAAUUUUUACAACAUCCAAAUGUGGGGUGCUGAGAAUGUACUUUAAUAGACAAAACAGAGGAAAUCAAUACUCCUUUUGUAUUGGCAAAACUGGAAAAAUCAACAUUUUAACAAGGAAAUGGAAGCAUUUCCUCAAUAUGGUAGUUGUUCACUGUUAAUUGCUGUGGUCCCACCUAUUUUGCACUGAGAAGACCAAAUUUUUGUUAGUUCUUUUUAAAAUAAAUACCGUGCAAAUAUUCCUUAUGGGAAUUCAGAAAGUGUUCAUUAUUGAAUAAUUGAUUGAAAAGAGAUCAGAUUUUUUCCAGUCCCAUUCAUUCAGGGUGUCUUUCAAAUAAAAUUAAAAUCAGGAUAAAUAAAGAUAUAAAUUAUAUAUAAACUUAAGAUUUAAAAAUACAAUACUUAAAAACUGAUUGGUGGAAUAGAAAGACAUUUUAUGUUUGUAUUUUUAAGUACUGCUGGCUUAGUUGGUUUUGUACGUGUUUUCUGAAUAAACAAAAUAAGCCAUCUGUA